AUGCACCCAAGAUAUCCCAAAAUGCUUAAAGUUGGCGACACCGAGGCAUACCGGGAGGUCAUCAGAGACUUCGCCGAAGAGUUGUGGCAAGACAUGCCCGUGUGGGCACUGCUGGACAGCAGGGAGUGGCAGCGGGGUCGCAUCCACCGCGUCAACAAAGAGGAUGAGCAUCAUGUGACCUACGACUUCCAGUACUCCAAGAAGGUGACUGAGGGCGGGAAGAACGUAGACAAGGUCUUCAUCCUCAAGGACAAGCCCAGAGGCACCUUCAAAACUUGCCAGCUUCUGGUUAAGGGCGAUCCGGCAGGCGGCAAGACGACUUUCGCAAAGCAGCUGCUGACGUGGAUCAUGAGGGAGAAGGAAACUGCCUGGCUGGUGCCUGUAAUGGUUCGGACCAUCGAUCUCGUCCGCUGCCACAGCUCCUUCUGCGACGAUGGGAGGGACAUGGUCAAACAGUAUCUGGCCAUGGUCUACAAAGACACGCCGACCCUGGAGCUCUUGGAGCUUGCGCGGCAACAGGGACGCCUCCUCGUUCUGCUGGAUGGCUUCGAUGAGGCUGGACAUCUGGAGAGCGAGCUCGCGAAGCAAAUCUCCUCGACGCUGAACAGCGAGGUAUUUCUGAUUGUCACAUCCCGGGAGAUGAGCGGCGUGCUGUCUGGGCCGGACUUUGGUCGCUUUCGCACAGUCAGGGUCAAGGAGCUCAAUGAAGCGCAGCGACGGCAGGUCAUCCAGCGCAGGUUGGCGUCGCCCGAGGCUGUGGAGGCUUUCUGCACCCAGUUGACCUUGAAUCCUGCACUUUGCAUGAUGACAAGGAAUCCGCUUCUCCUGAACGUCACCCUCUCGGUUUAUGAGUCGAGUGGCGAGCUCCGCGGACGAUCCUUGAACCGAGGCCGUGUCUACGGCCUUGCUCUGGAUGGCAUGCUGCACAACCUCGAGAAGAAAAAGGCUUCGAGUGGCUCGGAUGUGUCAGAGGGCAUUCGUGCCUCCAGCCUCCGCACGGUUCUGAAAAGCUUCACGGUAAAGCCCAGCACGCGCCCAAUGUCGAUGCUGAAGCACCCCUCACAGACUCCAAAGCUCUGA
This is a messenger RNA of Symbiodinium natans, 1080 nucleotides long. Lineage: Eukaryota; Dinophyceae; Suessiales; Symbiodiniaceae. The record is from the annotation of a GenBank genome assembly.